UGCACAAGCAUUACACGUGGCCGCUAAAGAAUUGGCUGUUGUAUCGGUAUUAAUUAACUUUUCAUUUUAAUUUUAGAAAAAUUUUAAAAAUUAAAUAAAGUUAUGUUCUAUUUAGGCUGAUUAUAUCGAUGAAUAUCAAAAGUCAAAUCAGAAUACACAGUCAUGGAAUGAAACAUAUGGUCAGGCUAUUGCUAAAGCAGCCGAUGCUGAAAGAGAAAAAUAUGAAGCUGAUCAAGAACAACAAAAAGCACAAAAUGAAUAUGAAGUUUUAGAAAAAUUAGUUGAAAAAUUACAAAAAGACUAUAGACGUUCGAUAAAUAAAUCCAAAUUGUACUACGAAAUGAAAGCUGACUUUCAUAAAGAAUUAGAGUUUCAAAAACGGAAAGUUUAUGGAUUAGAAAAUUGUGUAUGUGAAGCUAAAGCCCAGUAUCAAGAGUCGUUACGUAAUUUAGAAAAAAUAAGUAAUGAAAUACAUGAACAACGAAAACAAACAAAAACAAGGCGAGAAUUGGGCGAACGAACAGCUGGAGUUGGAUCAGAAGAACCAUCGAGUGUUAUUGAAACCGAAAAACAGUUUAUAUCUACUCCACCGAAAUCUAAUCCACCAUUACCGUUCAAUUUGAAAACAGAUGAUCCAACAUUGAAGAAACAACGCGAUGCAUUGUCAUAUUUUUUACGUACAGAAAAAUUACCAGCUGGUGUGUUUACUUUACAUGACAGAGAUAGUCCUGAGGGUGGUGAAACGCCAACAAACAAUAGUCCUUCUUUUGCACCUUCGAAACCUAUUGUUUGUCCUCUUGGUUUAACUGUUCCCUCGUCAGAUGCAUCUUCUCUAACAAACGAAUCACAAUCUCAAUCCAACUAUCGUCGAAAAAUAAGUGACGUCACAUCAAUCACGACAACAUCCGACUAUGACGAAGAGGAUACCGAUGAUGUUUUAAGUGUUUUAAACGAUGAACAAAUUGAACAUUUAGCAGGAUUACAUUUUUACGAAAAGCCUACGCAACCAACAGGUAUGGAAACAAAGCUUUCCGACGACUUGCUAAAUUCACUGAGUAAUCCACAUUCAAAGUUAGUCAUGAACUGA
This is a messenger RNA of Didymodactylos carnosus, 1087 nucleotides long. The record is from the annotation of a GenBank genome assembly. Lineage: Eukaryota; Metazoa; Rotifera; Eurotatoria; Philodinida; Philodinidae.